Molecule: messenger RNA, 1410 nt
Organism: Cotesia congregata
Lineage: Eukaryota; Metazoa; Arthropoda; Insecta; Hymenoptera; Braconidae
Source: the annotation of a GenBank genome assembly
AUCAGCACCGUUCGUGGAUUCUCGGCGCUAGUUGUCGGGUUACUUUCCAGCCCCCUGGUUUCCAGCAGUCAUUUUGUGGUUGUACAUAGUGUGAUAAAAACUGCCGUCAAGACGUUCCUUAAAAACCCGAGAACGCUUGGGCGAGCCAAAAUGACGGCGGUUGCAACAAUACCGUCAGCCCACUCCAUUAUCCAGGUGGUUAAUGAAGCUAAUUUAAAUAAAAUCGAGAGCUUUCUCAACGAUACAGCGUACAGGGAAGCCAUUGAAAAUUCAUCAACGUACAACAGUAGAUUAUGCAGAGAACGAAGACUCCGUAUGCCUUUUCUUGACUCUCAAACAGGAGUCGCACAGAACCAUUCGGCUCUGUUUAUGUGUUCACGAGAACGUAUGCCAGGUUUAUUACACGGGCAAAUUUAUACAUAUCCUAGUAAAAGAUGGAGAAAAAAACGACGUCAGUACCUGAUGCAUUAUUUACAUCCCAAACGGGGAGUCAGAGGUGACAUAGAUGACGGGGUUGAGGGAGCUGAUGGAAUAAUAGCGGGUAUGAAUGAUGAUUCCAAAGAAUCUGCUGCUCUUAAAGACGAGCACAGUAAAGAUGGGUGGUAUUAUGACGAGCAAGAUAUGCUGGACAUGGAUGCUUUUGAGGAACCAGACCCAGAUAGCGAUUACGACUACGAGGAAAGUUACAGCAGCAAGAGGAAACGAAGAAGACAUCGAGGGAGUGGACACCAUCCUGCAAGAAGUCAUCCACCUGCCACCGACAGCCCUGGGACCAAAAGAACAAAAGGUGGUGGACGUGGAAGGAAAAAAGCCAACUACGAUGUUACUGAUUCCGAUAAGCCAUUCGUAUGUGACCUAUGCAGCGCACGGUAUAAAACCAGACCUGGUCUGGUCUACCAUUACGGUCAUUCCCACUCUACUUCCUCUGGUGAUCCUGCUAAGGAACUAAGUCCCAGUCCUGCCGAAGUCGAAUCACGGAGCGUUGCAGACACCGCUGCUUCGGACCAGCCAGGUUGGACCCAAAAUCAGCUCAGUUAUCGCAACAUCAUCUCCAGUGGUAUCGGUGGCACUGCUGGUGGAUUGGGACUCAUCGGUGGUGGUGGUGGUGGUGCUGCAAGCACUGGAGUUGGGCAAAUGGGUGGUAAUCUUCCCGCACCUGGACUAGUCCUUGACAAGAAGUCCGGAAAAGCUGUUCAACCAUCCCCCUACUGCGAUUUCUGUCUCGGGGACGCGAGGGAGAAUAAAAAAACAGGCGGGUCCGAGGAAUUGGUCUCUUGCAGUGAUUGCGGUAGAUCAGGACAUCCGACUUGUUUGCAAUUUACUGCAAAUAUGAUUGUAUCUGUACGCAAGUACAGGUGGCAGUGUAUCGAGUGCAAAUGUUGCUCCAUUUGUGGUACUUCUGAUAAUGAC